CAAGCACCUCAGAACCGGAGAGGAAGCAAAUCCACAGCAGGACAGCAAGGAGCUCGAACUUACAGCAGUUCCUCAACCAUUAACGUACAAUGAAUUUGUACAUAAUACAAAUUCUAGUGAUUUGUUUGCCGUCUUAUUUAUUUAGUGGGGCUGUGCCAGAUGAAGAGACACGAGCAGGGUGUAGAACAGCAGUGAAUGAUUUGGUUUUCAUCAUGGAUGGAUCCUGGAGUGUAGGACUCGAUGAUUUUGAAACAGCAAAGACGUGGCUAGUUAAUGUUACGAGUGGGUUUGACAUUGGACCUGAAUAUACACAAGUAGCUGUUAUCCAGUACAGUGAUACUCCACGUCUGGAAAUCCCGUUUGGCCAAUUCCUGACUAGUAAACAACUGAUUGCUGGAAUAAAAAGAAUUAAAUAUCUUGGUGGAAAUACUCAAACAGGGCGUGCUAUUAAAUUUGCAACAGAGUUUGUUUUUCCUUCUUCACAAAGGACCAAGACUGCCAAAAAUAAAAUUGCCGUUGUCGUCACAGAUGGAAAAUCUCAGGACGAUGUUAUGGAUGCUUCUGUUGAAGCACGUGUGGAGAAUAUAAUCCUGUUUGCAGUCGGAGUUGGAUCAGAAAUAACUGAAUCAGAACUUAAAACAAUUGCCAACAAACCUUCCACAACAUAUGUUAUAUUUGCAGAAGAUUAUAGCACCAUAGAGAGAAUUAAGGAGGCUAUGCAGCAGAAGAUUUGUGAAGAAUCGGUGUGUCCCACAAGGAUCCCAGUAGCUGCACGUGAUGAGAAGGGCUUCGAACUUAUGUUGGGCUUUAAAAUACCUCAAAAAGCUCAGGAAAUAUCUGGAUCAUUGACAACUCAAGCAAGUUUCCUAUUGACUACUGAAAUUGAUGUGACAGAAAACACCAGAGACAUAUUUCCAGAAGGCCUACCUCCUUCUUAUGUAUUUGUUGCCACGCUGCGUUUAAAAAGCCCAACCAACAGGAUGAAGUUUGACUUAUGGAGAAUCCUGUCCAAAGAAGGAAUUAUGCAGGCAGCUGUCACACUUGAUGGAGAACAACAGGCUGUGUUUUUCACUACUACCAGUCUGGCAGAGGAGAUCCAGACAGUGGCAUUCAAUGAUGAAAGACUAAAGAAAUUAUUCGAUGAGGACUGGCAUCAAUUAAAGCUACUGAUACUAGAAAUGGAGGUCACUUGUUUCUUAGAUGAUAUGGAAAUUCAGAACCAACAUCUUGAGCAAGUUAUUCCUAUUUUCAUAAAUGGAAAGACCCAGGUGGCUAAACUUGUGAAAAGAGAGACAUCUGUACCCAUAGAAAUACAAAAGCUUAGACUCUACUGUGACCCACAGCAAAGUGACCGGGAGACGGCUUGUGAAAUCCCAUCUGUGGUGAGUAAACAGAGUGUCUCAGCCUUGGAUGAUGAUGAGAGGGGUCAAAAGGGGGAACAUGGCAAACCAGGAAAAUCAGGAAUUAAUGGUGUGCCUGGACUGCUUGGCAAACAAGGUAUUCCAGGCCUACCUGGAUCCCCAGGCAUACAGGGUAAACCUGGUUUGCCUGGACCUCAAGGGGAACCUGGACCAAGAGGAUACAGAGGUGAAAAAGGACAACGUGGUUUUCCAGGAGCACAAGGGCCUUCAGGCGCGAAGGGACCUGAAGGACCAAUGGGACGAGAUGGAUUACCAGGAGUUCCUGGAAAAAAGGGUAGCAGAGGUGAAGAAGGAAAACCUGGCUCUCCUGGACAACGUGGCCCUUCAGGAGAACCUGGGGUUCCAGGAGUAAAUGGACAUCCAGGACCACCUGGUUUAAAGGGUGAGCAUGGACACCCAGGUUUGCCAGGAAGAGAUGGAUCCCAUGGACCACUGGGUUUUCGAGGUUUUCCUGGGGCUCCAGGACUACAAGGACCUAAGGGCCAGAAAGGAAUGAUUGGUCAAAAGGGAGCUGAAGGGCAGCCUGGGAUACCAGGUAAGCAAGGAUAUCCAGGAUUACCUGGGCAUGAUGGACAUCCGGGGCCCAAGGGGGACAUUGGUGAGCGGGGGCUGCCAGGAUUCCCAGGACGUACAGGUUCACCUGGUUUAAGAGGCGAUCCUGGAAUACCAGGCCAGGCUGGAUCUAUUGGGAUUCCAGGGGAAAAGGGAAACAAGGGUGAAGCAGGAAAUCCUGGGAAAAAAGGCAGCCAGGCUGAGAGAGGUAGAGAAGGGCCCCCUGGAUCUCCAGGUCUGCAGGGGCCCACUGGUGCCAAAGGAGAAAAGGGAGAGAAAGGGAAUAUGGGACCAUCCGGUGAGAGGGGGAAUGAAGGCAGGACUGGUGAACCUGGUCCAAUGGGCCCUGUAGGACCUCGUGGACCAGCAGGGCAGGAAGGCCCAUCUGGACUGCCUGGUGUCCCUGGACUUCCUGGGAAGCCUGCAAAGCCUGUCACAGACGAGCAUGUGAUGAAAUUAUGCAACAACAUGCUUCGCACUCAGUUGCCAUCACUACUUCAAAGCAUGAGACCAAGUUGCCAGUGUGAAGGAAUUAAAGGAGCUCCUGGGCAACCUGGUGCCCCAGGGCAGCCAGGACAGAGGGGGUUACCUGGAUACCCAGGCCAAACAGCCAAGCGAGGAUACAGAGGGCUACCUGGCACGCCUGGACUACGAGGAAUGAAAGGCGAGCAGGGGGUGAAAGGAGCCAAAGGUAUGAAGGGUGAAGAGUGCCAAGGGUUACCAGGUCCACCUGGACAUGCAGGGCUUCCUGGACUACCAGGUCCUGCUGGUCACGGAUUGCCAGGAGUGGAUGGGGAACCAGGAAGAAAUGGAGCACCAGGAAAUCCAGGGAAGCGUGGUCCACCAGGAAUACCGGGAGUCUGUGACCUAUCCAGCUGCUACAGUUCCUAUGACGGUAACCAAAAUCCCUACAACAAAGGACCCAACUUCUGAGGGUGGGGUAUGGUUUGGUGUCUGGGAGCUGAAUCCCAAUGUGUCAUCUCAUGUCUCAACAUGUGCUGCCAAAGAGAAGGAACCGGUCUCAGGAAACAAAAUAACUGUCACAACACCAACCAGCCAAUUAUUACAGGUUCCAUCUUUCAUCUUGGUUUGCUACUGAUUUCAGAAUAUCUCAAUAUAAACAUUUUAAA
Molecule: messenger RNA, 3103 nt
Organism: Pristis pectinata (smalltooth sawfish)
Lineage: Eukaryota; Metazoa; Chordata; Chondrichthyes; Rhinopristiformes; Pristidae
Product: collagen alpha-1(XXI) chain-like
Exons: 29
Coding region: 90-2906 (938 amino acids)
Source: RefSeq, a predicted model, not a curated record